This is a messenger RNA of Belonocnema kinseyi, 1062 nucleotides long. RefSeq lists its product as uncharacterized. The transcript has 5 exons. Bases 339 to 1016 code for a protein of 225 amino acids. Gene Ontology annotation, biological process: apoptotic process. NCBI's taxonomy places the organism in Eukaryota, Metazoa, Arthropoda, Insecta, Hymenoptera, Cynipidae. Gene Ontology annotation, cellular component: mitochondrion. The record is from RefSeq and is a predicted model, not a curated record.
UUUCUUUUGGUAUAAAAUUGAUAUACAAUCAUUGAAUGAUUAAUAAAGAAAGAAAGAUAUGACUCAAUGAGAAAUAAAGUGAAGAAUAGAGUAUACACACUACAAAUAAAUUGUGUUAAUUAUAAUUUUGUCAUGUGACAGCGAAAGUCUUUUGUACAGUCUUUUUUAGUCUUUUUGUAUCAUAACCUAUAAAAAUCACAAAUAUUGAAUACGUUCACAUGACGUGCAUCACAUAUUUUAUCUCUGAUAUUACUGUAGUAUUAAAAAUUUAGGAUUAACUGUAUAGAAUAAUUUUAAUUAUAAUAAAAAGUAAUAUAUAGAAGCAGCAAUUAAUAAAAAUGGCUUGUCGACGAGCCCUCAAUUUGUUGUUCAGGAGAAAUCGUCCAAUUCUGUUUGGAAUUGCCUCCUCCUUUAUUCAAUACGAUCCUUCCAAAAAACCGAACGCUAAUGAAAAAGUUUCUUUGGAACCACCAGACGUAAAAAAUUUGUCUUUCGAUUAUAUGAUCAAGCAAUCAGCAAUUGAAGCUGCAAAUAGCGCUUCAACAGUUUUAACUGUUACAUAUACAGCAAUAGAAGAAACUAGUAAAGAAUAUAGGAAUCUGUUAGUGAAUCUGAUUUGCCUCUUACAAGAAACUCAAAUGGUGAACGCAAGUGAUUAUCAUUGGGAUAGGAUUGUGACUACACGAUUGGAGAUGCAAAAAAAGAAGCAAGCCCUUACUCAACUCGUUGGGUACAUGGAAUACGUACAAAAAAUGGCUGUAGCAGCUUCGGAAAUCAGUUUUCUAUCUGGAAUGGAUAAUUUGUCUACUACCCUUUGCCAGAGGAUAGACGACGCAGUAAACAAUGUUCAAAAAGAAGUUACACAGAAUCAAAUUCUAGAAGAAGAAUAUACUAUUGUACAGGAACAGUGUAUCGUCAAAAGUAAACAAGAAGCCCCAGAAACUGAAAUCGAGACAUCAAUGAAAAGAGAUGAAUCUUCAGAAUCCGAAACACCUAUAGUUCAAGAAUUACUGUAAAAUAUAGCAAACCUACGAAACGAAAAUAAAAUACACGAAUAUUACU